This is a messenger RNA of Pipistrellus nathusii (Nathusius's pipistrelle), 1740 nucleotides long. Lineage: Eukaryota; Metazoa; Chordata; Mammalia; Chiroptera; Vespertilionidae. The record is from the annotation of a GenBank genome assembly.
AUGACUGAAAAACAGCAGGAAGAAGCAGAAUGGGAGAGCAUAAAUGUGCUGUUGAUGACACAUGGCUUAAAACCUUUAGUUCUAGUCAAAAGAACAGAUCUUAAAGAUCUCAUCAUUUUUGACAAACGGUCAUCACAAAGGAUGAGACAGAACUUGAAAACGUUGGUGGAAGAAACAGAACGUCAACAGAACGUGAUCCAGGAGCUCGUAGAUACUAAUCAGCAGCUUAAAAAAGAACUUGAACUAGAAAAAUGCCGAGCAGUAAAUCAGGAACAGCGAGCUAAUGACUUGGAACAAAUAGUGGAGAGUGUGAAAUCCAAAAUUGGUGAAUUGGAGGAUGAUUCCAUAAAUAGAGUUUGUCAGCAGCAGAAUCAAAUAAAAGAUCUUCAGAAAGAGCAUAAAGCUUUACAGGCAAAAUGUCAGCAUUAUAAGAAAAAACAAAUGGAGCAACAAGAGACUAUUGAUUUUUUGCAAAAGGAUAUCUGUAGAUUAACAAAGGAGGAGGAAGAGCGCAUUGUCACUCAAAACCGAGUAUUUUCUUAUCUCUGCAAAAGAGUUCCUCAUACCAUCCUGGACAGACAGUUGCUUUGCCUAAUUGACUACUAUGAAUCUAAAAUUAGAAAACUUCAUAAACAAAGGCGAUAUAAUGAAGAUGAAAGUCAGUCAGAAGAUGACGACGACUGCAGCAGUCUUGAUGCCUCACCAACUUAUAAAGGCCUUCUACUGUCAUUACAGAAUCAACUGAAGGAAUCAAAAUUUAAGAUUGAUACACUUUUAAGUGAAAAGCUGAAUCUCCAAAAAGAUUUGGAAACCAGGCCAACACAGCAUGAAUUGACAAUUUAUAAACAACAGGUGAAGAAACUGGAGAAAGCCCUAAAGAAAAGCAUCAAAUUACAGGAUUGUCUCAGUCAAAGCAAGACUGAGGACACAGAGAAAAAAGAUGACCCCAGCAAAGAUAACCAGCGGCAGGCCCUAAUUGACCAGAGAUACUUUCAGGUACUGAGUAGCAUCAACUCAAUUGUUCACAACCCAAGAGCUCCAGUAAUACUUUAUAAACAGAGCAAAGGAGGAGUCCAACAGUUUAAUAAAGAUUUUGGUCAAGAUUGUGAAUUUGAGCAUCUUGUUCCUAUCCUAGAAAUGUGGGCAGAUCAACUGACUUCCCUGAAGGAUUUGUAUAAGUCCUUGAAAAAACUAUCUGCAGAAUUGGUGCCUUGGCAUAAUUUAAAGAAGCCAGAUGAAAAGGAAGGUAUCAGAGUUGAACACCUGUUGUUUAUGGUAGAUACCAUAUUGGAAGAAAUUGAAAAUAAGGAAAAGGACAGCAACAUACCAAACUUUAAAACUUUGAAAGCUAUUGUUUGUCAUUUCCAAAAAUUAUUUGAUGUGCCUUCUUUAAAUGGAGUCUAUCCCAGAAUGAAUGAAGUUUAUACUAGGCUUGGAGAAUUGAACAGUGCUGUGAGAAACCUCCAAGAACUCUUAGGAUUAGAUAGUUCAUCCUCAUUGUGUGUGCUGGUAAGCACAGUUGGAAAAUUGUGUAGGCUGAUUAAUGAGGAUAUGAAUGAACAGGUUAUGCAGGUGUUGGGACCUGAAGACCUCCAAAGCAUUAUCAUCAAAUUGCAAGAACACGAGGAAUUUUUUCCAGCUUUUCAGGCAUUCACUAAUGAUCUACUUGAAAUCUUAGAAAUUGAUAACUUGGAUGCCAUUGUACCUGCAGUAAAGAAAUUAAAAGUACUUUCAUACUGA